CUUCUCUCCUUUCCCAUUUGCUUACAUUUUUUUUGAGUUUUGUUCUUCUGUUGCUCUGUUUCUUGUUUUUCUACUCCUUUUUAGGCUUUUGAUUUCUGGGUCUUAGUCUUUGGAUCUAAAAUCCAUUAAAGAUCCAACCUUUUCUGUUCUGGGUUUUUUAAUCUUUCUUGUUAAAAUCCAUUAAAGAUCCAAGCUUUUCUGUUCUGGGUUUUAAGUCUUUGUGGCUCAAAUCCAUUAAAGAUCCAAUCUUUUCUCUAUUUCUUCUCCUUUUAAGCUCUGUUCUCUGGGUUUUUAGUCUUGGUGGCUGAAACCCAUUAAAGAUCCAAACUUUUUUAUAAACAAAUUUGUUAAGCAAUAUUUCUGUUUCUUUUGUUGUGAAAAGGAAAAAAGUUAAUGCUAAAUAGAAAUUUUUAUUGAUGUACCAGAUUCAUGUCUCCAGUUCUUAGUGAAAUCCUUCGUUCUGGUUAUAUAAUCAGUUCAUCACUUAGACGCAGAACUCAUCUUGUUCAAUCUUUCUCUGUUUGUUUCCUCUAUUGGUUUUAUGUUUUCUCAGAAUUCAUCAUCACCCCUUAAAAAUCUUGAUCCAUAGUUAAUUAGUAGUACUACUUUUUUUAAUUUUCUAGCAUACCUUAAAUAUUACAACUUUUUUUUAAUUUUGUGUACAUAUAGAAAAAAAUAUGGCUAGUUCUAGUGGUAAUUCAGGUUGUGAUGAGGUUUUAAUGGUGGUUGAUGAAAGGAAAAGAAAGAGAAUGCAAUCAAAUCGUGAAUCAGCAAGAAGAUCAAGAAUGAGAAAACAGAAACAUCUUGAUGAAUUAGUAUGUCAAGUAACACAACUCAAGAAGGAAAACAGCAACAUCCUCAGCAGCAUCAACAUGACAACACAGCAAUAUGCUAAGGUUGAAGCAGAAAACUCUGUUUUAAGAGCACAAAUGAUGGAAUUAAGUCAAAGGUUGCAAUCUCUUAAUGAAAUCCUCAGUUACAUCAAUAAUUCAAACAUGAAUAACAACAACAUUAUUAAUCAUCAAGAGGACUUUCAGAUUAAUCCAUGGAAUUUGAUGUAUGUUAAUCAGCCAAUUAUGGCUUCUGCUGAUAUGCUAUAUCAGUAUUAAUCUUCAGUUAAUGAUUGUUGUUGUUUGUUGGGAUUAUCAUUGGAAUUUUGAAGGGUUAUUUUAUUAGUGUCUUUUUUAUUAUUUAAGAAGUAUUAGUAGUAAGAUUAUGAGUAAUUAGAAUGAGUUUUAAUAUGAAAUGUAAGCAGUCAAAGAGGAUGAUUUGACUGGUAUUUGGGCAUGUAAAAAAAAUGGGAUCAUGUGAUGAUAUAUUGGAAUGAAUGGUUGUUAUUGUAUUGUGUUUUUUUCUUUCUAUUUUUAAUAAAAUACAAGUUUUUUCUA
This is a messenger RNA of Solanum dulcamara, 1388 nucleotides long. Its product is annotated as bZIP transcription factor 11-like. The record is from RefSeq and is a predicted model, not a curated record. Gene Ontology annotation, biological process: positive regulation of DNA-templated transcription. The transcript has a single exon. Gene Ontology annotation, cellular component: nucleus. Lineage: Eukaryota; Viridiplantae; Streptophyta; Magnoliopsida; Solanales; Solanaceae. Gene Ontology annotation, molecular function: DNA-binding transcription factor activity; transcription cis-regulatory region binding. Bases 678 to 1109 code for a protein of 143 amino acids.